AUGGCCGUGACUGGUCAGGCGGCUCAUCACUCGACCGAUGUGGCAGUGGGCUGCGCCACUGCCCUUGGUAGGAAAAAACCCAAGACUGAAAAACUUCAGAUUGCCGGAACGAGCAUUCGAAAAAUAAGGGAGAGGUUCAUCGGCGAGAGGCGAUCGAGACCAGGAAGCUUUUGUGAAAGUCGGGCGGCACUGCCGAGGGACUGCAAGAUGGCGGCGGAGGCGCAGCCCCAAAUCGUGGUCGAGGUGGCCGACCAACCACCUUCGCCGAGACGACCGAGCCGCGCGUUGAAACCGAGCGCGAAAGCUCGCGAAGCCAUGCAAUCGCUCGAGGACGUGGCUACCACGUCGAGGAGAGCGGCGAGCGAGACCACGCGGGCGGUUACGACGCGAGGAGCACGCGCGUCUGGGAUUUUAUAUGGAGCCAACAGCCGGAUCGAGACGGGGAAGUCAGGUAUACAGAUGCUCCUGGAGGCGAUCAACGAACAACGAGACGAAAUGUACCGAAUGAUUACCGAGCAGCGAAACACGAUUGGCGAACUACGCGAGGUGAUUUGCAAGCAGCACGACGCGAUUCAAGAACUACAUCGCCAACUUGCAGACACCAGGACCCAGCUUUCUGAAGAACUGAGACAAGCGCGGGAUCAGAUUGAUACCCUUCAACGCCACCCGGUAGCCAUGGCUUCGUCCCAACCAAGCGCAAGAGGGUCAUACGCCGAAGUCGCUCGCACCCCACCAUCAAGCCAGCCAAGCGGUGUGCGCACCCUCUCCUCGCGAAACACGACGCCUUCAUCCUUUACCGACACGUUGUUCUGUACGAUCGAUACAUCUAGGGUGGAGGAGAAAGAGAAGGGAAACGUCCAGGUGGCGGACAUUAGAAAGGCAAUCGAGACAGAGGCCAGGGCACAGGAAAGCAUGGGAGACUGGCGUUGCGCUGCGGUUGUGAAGGAGGCCCGAAACCCGGACCGAGUCAGAGUAAUUUGCAGGGACGAAGGCGAGGUCCAGCUCGUCAAGGAAGCGGCAGUGAAGAUCAGUGUUCCUGGAGUGCGGGUAUUGAGAGACCAGUUGUACCCGGUGAGGGUAGACAAUGCCAACCGAACAGCGGUCCUCGAUGCGGACGGAAACAUCCUGCCGGGAGCCGCAGAGGCGCUAGGGACAGAGAACGACGUCAACAUUGCGAAGAUUGCCUGGCUCAGCAGGAAGGAUACAAGCAAGGCCUACGGCUCGAUGGUUGUCUACGUGACGAAGGGCAGCGAAGCAAGGCGACUUCUAGACGGGCGUUACUUCCAUCUCGCCGGAGAAUCCGCUUACACGACCGUUUUCGCGCCCCGGGAAGGCCCAAUCCAGUGCUACAGAUGCCAGGAGAUCGGCCAUAAGGCCUUCGCCUGCAAAAAGCCGCAAAGAUGCGGAAGGUGUGCGGAACAGGGUCACCACCACAAGACGUGUCAGUCCGUGGUCCUGAAAAUGGCGCCCAAGACGCUUAAGAUCCUUCAGCUCAACGUCCGCAAACGGAGAGAAGUGCAGCAGAGUCUGCUAAACGACGAGGGACUCAAGGACUUCGCAGUGCUGGCCAUCUCCGAACCAUAUGCCAGGCUGAUCGAAGGCUCGGUGACGACGGUCCCAAUGAGUCAUCACAACUGGACGAAGCUUAUACCAACGACAAGACGAGAAACCACGUGGCCAAUUCGGAGCAUGCUAUGGGUACGAAGCGAUAUAGAGGUCGAGCAGAUUCCAGUGCCGUCGGCAGACCUCACCGCAGCACGCAUUCGGCUCCCAGAUCGGGCAGUGCUGAUGGUGUCAGUGUAUGUGGAGGGUGGUAGUGACGAAGCACUGGAAGAUGCAAUGAGGGAAAUUGACCGACUGAUUAGGAGGUUUCGAAACGGAACAGGGACGAGAACGGAUAUCAUCCUGGCGGGCGAUUUCAACCGCCACGACCAGCUUUGGGGAGGGGACGAUGUCUCACCACGGAGACAAGGCGAGGGAGACCGCAUCAUCAACCUCAUGGACGAACACUCCCCUCUGCAGCCUCCUCCCAAGAGGCACGAAGACGUGGCAGUCAGGCGACAUUGA
Chaetomium globosum CBS 148.51 is the source of this 2067-nucleotide messenger RNA. RefSeq lists its product as uncharacterized. Gene Ontology annotation, molecular function: nucleic acid binding; zinc ion binding; catalytic activity. NCBI's taxonomy places the organism in Eukaryota, Fungi, Ascomycota, Sordariomycetes, Sordariales, Chaetomiaceae. Bases 1 to 2067 code for a protein of 688 amino acids. The record is from RefSeq and is a predicted model, not a curated record. The transcript has 3 exons.